This is a messenger RNA of Ordospora pajunii, 342 nucleotides long. RefSeq lists its product as uncharacterized. The coding region runs from base 1 to 342 and encodes 113 amino acids. The record is from RefSeq and is a predicted model, not a curated record. NCBI's taxonomy places the organism in Eukaryota, Fungi, Microsporidia, Ordosporidae. The transcript has a single exon.
AUGAUCAGAGUUGGGAAGCAGCCGGUGUUUGGAAAGAUUUAUCAGAUAAGAUACAGCAACAGGGCAGCAUUGGAUAUGUUUCGAGACGCGGUAGUGAUACAGACAUAUGGGAUGAAGCUUGAGGGAAGUAUUACAUGUACUAAUGAGGCUGAUCUGUUGCAGAUUCUAAAAGGACUUGUGCAUGAGAAGCGAGACAUACUGUUGUUGAGCCCAUCUACUCUGGUUAUUACAAGUGAUAUCUACAAGAUGUUUCGAAGGCUGAACUCAAUCGGGAUAUCGCUUUUCAUGCUUACCCUGCAGGAAAAGCCUGUUUGGUAUGCAGAUUUAGUUGCUAGCAUGUAG